CAGCAUUAUCCCUGCCGUACACGCAGGAACACGCCUUAAGAAUCGAGGUUGAUCCGCCAACUUCUUUCCAAGUUAAGACGGAAUGGGAAGUUCGUAUGGGCCAAGCUUGCGAGUUCGUUCACAAGAAAUGAAAUGAAGCUGAGCAAGCGCAGUCCGUAUCGUAUCGACUAAAAAAUCCACGUGUAUUCCAACGACUUCUAAGCUUCGAAGCUUGUUACGAGGACCUUCAAGGAUGCGAUGGGUUAGCAGAUUCACUUACUCUAGGUACACUUAAUUCUCUCCUCAACUUCGAAUGGUUAAGGCAUCGAGUAUCAUUUCAACAAGCAUCUUAUCUAAUUCGCACUGCAUACACCUAAGUCACGUCAACAAUGCCAGCCGGGAAGAUUCGAGCAUUCUUCGCUCGACUAGGUCUUCCAUAUGAACCAGUCCAAGAGAGCCCAUCAAGUUAUGCUGCUCUAGCUUCAAGCCCGAGAACACCUAUUGACACCUCGAUAACUUCCGGAAGAGCCAGCUCAGAUUCCAGCUUUAACGACUAUCGAAUAAAUUCCCAACGAGGCGCGACAAAGUCUCGUCUUUCCCAAUUCCUCUCCCACUUUACUCUUGGCUUUGCCGAUGGCCUCACAGUACCGUUCGCGCUGACCGCGGGCUUAUCGUCCCUCGGUCAGACCAAAACGGUUAUCUAUGCUGGCGCAGCCGAGAUUUGCGCAGGAUGUAUCAGCAUGGGGAUUGGCGGAUAUCUCGCUGCGAGAGGAGAGGCAGCAUCGAUUACGGAUGACUAUGACGACGCCGAAAAGCUGGAAACUGCCGAUCAAGACAGUGCUCAGAAUUAUCUUGCUCUGCUAGAUCUCCCUCCGGACCUUCUUCACAGCGUGAAAGCCCAUAUUGAUCAUCACCCUGCUGUCCUGCGACGAUUGCUAUGCAACACGAAUUCGUCGGUUGAUAGUUUGUCGGGCAAGGCCAAGGAAUUUUCGCCGGCGAUUGUUGGAUUGUCAAUAUCCUUCGGGUAUAUGCUCGGUGGAUUGCUGCCGCUAUUCCCGUACUUUUUUGUUGACAGUGUGGACGGUGGUUUGCAAUGGAGCUUCGUCGUCUGUAUCCUGGCGUUAUUCGUAUUUGGAUUCACCAAGGAAUUCCUACUUCACCCCAAGUCCACGGAGGAUCGCUGGCAGCAUGAAAGUGCUAGAAGAGGGUCUGCUAAAUGGAAGCGAAUCAAACACGGCUCGUUAGAAGGUGUGCGAAUGGUUGUCAUGGGCGGCAUAGCUGCUGUUGCGGCCGUUCUGUGCGUCAGACUUUUCGAGGGGGUUAUAUCAUGAGCGAUCAUGAUAUCCGAGAAGUAUUGCCAUGCGCUCCUAUGAAAUCCAAUAAUACUGUUAUCAUGAUGAUAUCGUCAUCCAGGGCUUCUCUUUUCAUU
Molecule: messenger RNA, 1408 nt
Organism: Annulohypoxylon truncatum
Lineage: Eukaryota; Fungi; Ascomycota; Sordariomycetes; Xylariales; Hypoxylaceae
Product: DUF125-domain-containing protein
Exons: 1
Coding region: 369-1310 (313 amino acids)
Biological process (GO): intracellular manganese ion homeostasis
Cellular component (GO): fungal-type vacuole membrane
Molecular function (GO): manganese ion transmembrane transporter activity; iron ion transmembrane transporter activity
Source: RefSeq, a predicted model, not a curated record